Messenger RNA from Aspergillus alliaceus, 3759 nucleotides. RefSeq names its product WD repeat protein. The coding region runs from base 169 to 3558 and encodes 1129 amino acids. Gene Ontology annotation, biological process: TOR signaling; regulation of actin cytoskeleton organization. The transcript is spliced from 4 exons. Gene Ontology annotation, molecular function: protein binding. Gene Ontology annotation, cellular component: TORC2 complex; TORC1 complex. The record is from RefSeq and is a predicted model, not a curated record. NCBI's taxonomy places the organism in Eukaryota, Fungi, Ascomycota, Eurotiomycetes, Eurotiales, Aspergillaceae.
UUUUAAAGUAGCUCUUCCCCAGCUAAGAGGAGAUAUAGAGGAAGUUGAUCUACACGGCAGCUCCAUAUGAAGCCAAGUUCAUGUAUACGGGGUUCCUGCAUGUUUUUCAUUACCGGGCAAUAUUUAUUUUCGGCGAUCUAGUGUUCUCAGCUCAAGGGACGUCCCCAGAUGACGCUUGACAUGUCUCAGCCACCUGGAUACAUGAGAAAACGAGACUUUAGGUCCCAGGCCAGUCUUCAUCCAAUUUAUGCACAGAUCGGAUCCGAUGAUCCAUCGAUAAUAGAGGAGGCCCAGAAUUUGCUUUCACGGUUUAUGGGACAUUCCUCCCACGAAACCCAGGGGUCUAAGAAUGAAAAUAAGGCCACUUCACGCAAGAUUUCCAAUUUGGGAACUGAAACCGGUACUCGGUCAGUUGAUGACUGCCAAGUAGUGUGUCUUAUUUCAGAUGACUCUACACCUGAAUCAAUGCCAGACAAACACGCAGUCUCAACAGCACGACAGCAUCCAGCUCUUCACCCUCCUCUGCGAAGCUCGCGGGCAGCUGCUGAUACGGGGAGUGAUGACGAAUUAGACACCGUGCUGCCUACGACAAAAAGGAAACAAUUGAAAUUUAGGAAUACCCCUCAAGUCCGACAAGCAUCGUAUUCACCAAGGUUGCUCAGCAACAGGAGAUCCCCGGCCAGAAAUAAUGUUGACGUCCCAGGAAUUCGACGCUCAAUGCGGUCAAGAACUGGUCCAGCAAACUAUUACGAGAAUUUGAAUCUCUUCAACUUUGAAUCCGAGGAAGAUCCUUACAACAUAAAAAAUGAUGAUAUAAUUGACAGCCCAGCUCAGUCCCGGCAGUGCCACGCUAGUGCUCGCUCAUGUGAUCUUUCAGCUCCGCCUUACUACCAAGACCACCAGCUCCAAUAUUCUAUCAUAUACUCCUCAGCCACAGUGCAGAUACUCAGGGCACCAUUUACUGCGCUAGAUGACUUCAAGGACAUUAGCUAUGCACGUUACCGCCCAGAACGCAACCCAGCCGACUAUGCUAAGGGAUUAAAAGAGGAAGACCUGGUAACAGGUAAAAUCCUUCAUUUUGAUUUUGACCAAAAGGAAACGAGUGCAUUAUUGAAUUUGCUUUCAUUCUGUGGAUGCCAAUGGACUUAUUCUCCAGAGAUAGCUCCCACGGAUCAACUAAUAAAAGUCGUAUCCACAAAUAUGCACUCCAAAUUCUUCAAGAAGGUCUCAUCCAUUUUAAAUCUCUCCAACUUGCUCUCAACUGAAGACGUCAGUGAUACCAAUGCUUUGCUUCUAAAGAUAUUGACAUCGAAACCAGAUACGAGGAAGCUACGACGUGCUAGGCGACUUGCAAUGCGCCUCCUAGAGUCUCAAGAUCAACAUAGCUACAGAAGCUUUUCCACAUCAAGUGAUCAACCUUGCUAUAAUGUCGAGGAAUUGCAUAGGCUAUCAACCUAUCUGUCAUUUGCAUCUGUAUUGGGCCGGCGCCAGUGCACGGAUAUAGAGACAUUCCUUGCCGACGCCGUGAAAGGCUAUCUCCCAUCAGCCCCGUCUAUCGUUAAGGCUGCUAAAUCGGAAAGCAGCAGCUCAACAAGCCGUAAGGCUGUUGGGACUUCUGGUAAUCUCAACAGGCUCCUACAGGAUCGUGAAAUGGGUUGUCUUGUGAACCGGAAAGUUAGUUCUUGUGUCUUGAGCAACCUCAGGCUUUCGAAAACCUGGAAAGGAGCGUCGAAUGAUGUUAUAGUGCUAGCCUGGUCACCUGAUGGAACUAGAUUUGCGGCAGGUGCUACAGCCCAGUGUGACGAACAUAACAUGGAGUACAACAGGGGAAAUAACCUGAUUCUUGGGGAUUUGGCCACGAAUAGCCUGGAGGAGUUGCCGGAUCAUUGUAUUCCUCGUCCCACGCUAGUAUCAAGGGGGGCUGUGAGUGACCAUCGUCUUUUUAUGAGUGUAACAGCGUGCCAGUGGUUCGAGGACGCGCUGUAUACCGCUAGUUACGAUAAUACCGUCAAACUUUGGAAGUUCCCUAACCAAAGAGCAUCAUGCUACCAGACACUUGCUCAUGACUCCAAAGUCCAAGUUAUGGCUCGGUCAAAUUUCGAUAAGGAUCUGCUAGCGACAGGGACGCAGUCUAUCUGGCUCUGGAAAAUAGAUGAACCGAGGCCCAAUUACCUAGACUUGCCUCGCCAGCGCUCGAAAAGGGAUAUUGAGCUGGUACCAACCUCUUUAGCUUGGGGUACCACCUCGAUGACAAGAGCGAUUCUAAUUGCUGGAAUGUCUGAAAAGGGCGAUGGUGUGCCACAAAACGGCCUUCUGGGCGGAUGGCAUAUCAAUGAGGCUUCAGCGACACCCAUACAGUUAUUGCCAAAUUCUCAAAACAUAUUUGACGUAAAAUGGCAUCCGUCCCUGCCAUUAUUUGCUACGGCAAGCUCUACAAGAGGAGGGGGUACGACUCUGUUAAGCUCCAAAAGCACCAGCUGUACCGAUGGAAUCACCUAUGUGUGGGACAACAGAAACCCAGACACCGUGCUUCACAGGCUUCAGCAUGGCGAUCCACUCAAUCAGAUAGAUGAGACUCUUCCUAGAGAACAGGCGGAUGUCGGGGUAAGACUAGCACUAUGGGGGAGCUCGGUAAAUCAAUUCUAUACUGGGGCUUCGGAUGGUACCUUGAAAAAUUGGAACAUAUUGAGAUCUCCCGAUGAUGCCCUUGUUCAGGAUAUUGCCUCUUUUGGAGAAGAGAUCAUGUGUGGGGCUUUCUCGCCAGAUAAGUCCGAUCUGUUGAUCGGCGAUGCUGCCGGGGGUCUUCAUCUAUUAUCUCCUCAAGCCUCCACCAAUGAGAGCCUGUCAUUCAUAUUCAAACGUGCUUCCCAGCUACCGCAUAGCGAGUAUGACGCUGACUGUGAGUCCGGUGUCAUGGCUGCCCGUAAAGCUUUAUCAACUGGCCGCCUUGUACGCCACCCAAUUUAUGGUGUGGGCCAAGGCCCUCGUUAUAAUGGGCCUUACGCAGCAUGGGCCCGUCCAAACAACACUCCUGAGCAUCAGCUCGGGCAGACAGGUUUGAGGGAGGAAUGGCAGUUAAGACAACUUGAUGGUGGCCCCCCUGCUCUUCGGUCCGGCCUAAAUGAGCAACUACGGAAAGAGGUCGAAUGCCAGAGACAGCUCGCCUAUAUUCGCAAUGCACAGCAUGUGCAUAAAAGGAAAAGAGCAGAUUUUAGCAAUGCUAAAGAAAGUCGAGCUGUUCCUAUCGAUUUGUACAGUGAUGAUGACAAUCCGGGGUUCUCGCACGCCCCCGUCAAGUCCAAACGACUGGGCGCGCAAUCAAGAAGCGCCAUCAUUGCCAAACCAGACAUCGAAAUUAUAGAUCUUACAGGCGAUAGCGAUAUAGAGUGUGGAAUUUGGCCAAAUGAAGGCUCGCCCACCCUUUCUUCCCAAGAUGCGGACAUUGACCUCUCUGGGUUUGACCCUGUACUUACGGAGUUGGAGGACAAGUUAGAGGAUGAUCACUGGUGGCCACCCAGUGGCUUUAUAGAUCCGAAUCUCCAGAAUGGUGAUGUGUAGCUUCAAAACAACUAGCAUUUAGGUGUUCCUGGGUGUGCAAACCACCACUGUCAUGCCACAAUUUGCGAGUGGGCCCUGGUAAACCAUACAAAUACUAGUGACUUGUGUAUAAAAAAAAGAUGUAAGUGUUAAGUGUAGGUAGUGACGGCAGGGAAGAGUCAAUAAUGUACACUGGUAGCAUAACCAAGCCCUUGGAUCAAU